This is a messenger RNA of Xenopus tropicalis (tropical clawed frog), 3780 nucleotides long. It is a transcript of the gene cckbr, whose product is annotated as CCKBR cholecystokinin B receptor. Gene Ontology annotation, molecular function: gastrin receptor activity; G protein-coupled receptor activity. Gene Ontology annotation, biological process: G protein-coupled receptor signaling pathway; signal transduction. The transcript has 5 exons. The record is from RefSeq and is a predicted model, not a curated record. The coding region runs from base 289 to 1638 and encodes 449 amino acids. Gene Ontology annotation, cellular component: membrane; plasma membrane. NCBI's taxonomy places the organism in Eukaryota, Metazoa, Chordata, Amphibia, Anura, Pipidae.
GCUGGCAGUCAGGCUGCUCAGAGCACAUGGGGGAGAGGCAGAGGCACCUGUCAGGGACGCAGCUCAGACAGUCAGAGCGCAGGAAGGAGACGCAGGAGAGAGAAUGGAGCAGAGUUGGGGGGUGGGGGCAGCAGUUUCAGGAGGGAGGUAGUUACUGACUAUUGCCCCAGGCUCACUGCCGUUACUACAGCACAGGGAACUUAGUGGGGUGCUGACAGAGUGACAGUUGGGGGCUGCACUGGGGGUGACAGAACUGGGCAGGGGGUCUGUAGGGAUCGGGGGGCAGAAAUGGAUUCUCUCAAGUCCCUCAGUAACAUCAGUGCCCUCCAUGAACUGCUCUGUCGCUAUAGCAACCUCUCGGGCACCCUGGCAUGGAACCUGUCCGGCACCCACAACCUGAGCGCUGCCAACUGGCCCCCCUGGAACCUCAGCUGCGCCCUAUUGGAUCGCAAGAAGCCCAGUCCCUCAGAGCUGAACCUGUGGGUGCGGAUCGUACUUUACAGCGUCAUCUUCCUGCUCAGCGUAUUCGGUAACGCUCUGAUCAUCGCGGUGUUAGUGCUCAACAAGCGGCUCCGCACCAUCACUAACUCCUUCCUGCUCUCCCUGGCGCUCAGCGACCUCAUGGUGUCCCUGCUCUGCAUGCCCUUCACCCUCAUCCCCAACCUCAUGGAGAACUUCAUCUUCGGGGAGCUCAUAUGUCGGGCGGCCGCCUACUUCAUGGGCCUCUCUGUCAGCGUCUCGACCUUCAACCUGGUGGCCAUCUCCAUCGAGCGCUACAGCGCCAUCUGUAACCCACUGAAGUCCCGCGUGUGGCAGACCCGAUCCCACGCCUACCGGGUCAUAGCGGCCACUUGGGUUCUGUCCAGCGCCCUGAUGGUCCCGUACCUCGUGUACAACAGAACCGUGACGUUUCCCAUGAAGGACCGGAGAGUCGGGUACCAGUGCCGCCUGGUGUGGCCCAGUAAGCAGGUGCAACAGGCAUGGUACGUCCUCCUCCUUACCAUUCUCUUCUUCAUACCUGGGGUGGUGAUGAUCGUGGCCUAUGGACUCAUCUCCCGCGAGCUGUACAGGGGCAUCCAGUUUGAGAUGGACCUCAACAAAGAAGCAAAAGCUCACAAAAACGGAGUCCCCGCUCCAGCCACCGUUCCCAGCGGCGAUGAGGGAGACGGCUGUUACAUUCAGGUCAGCAAGAGGCGCAAUACCAUGGAGAUGUCCACCCUGACACCGAGUGCCUGCACCAAGAUGGACCGAGCGCGGAUCAACAACUCCGAAGCCAAACUCAUGGCCAAGAAACGGGUGAUCCGGAUGCUCAUUGUCAUCGUGGCCAUGUUCUUCAUAUGCUGGAUGCCCAUUUUCGUAGCCAACACUUGGAAGGCCUUCGAUGAGUUGUCCGCUUUCAAUGCCCUGACGGGAGCGCCCAUCUCUUUCAUCCAUCUCCUGAGUUACACAUCAGCCUGCGUCAACCCUCUCAUCUACUGCUUCAUGAACAAGCGUUUCCGCAAGGCCUUUCUGGGCACGUUUGCCAACUGUAUCAAGCCGUGCCGCAGCUUCCGAGACGCAGAGGAAGAUAUAGCAGCCACGGGAGCUUCUCUCUCUAAAUUCAGCUAUACUACUGUUAGCAGCUUGGGCCCGCCCUGAAGACCACUUUCAUGACUUUCAUGACUUUUAUGGCUCUUUAUGUUCUCCUGUUCUUCGUGGUUAUGGUUUUCAUUUACGUAAAAAAGGAAGACAACAUCUUCAGGGCUGCUGGAGCCCACAGACCAUAAUAACCUCCUAUGGGCAUGUCCUCCUCUAUUCUGAGGAACUCAAAGCUGGGGGAAAUAAAGGUGUGUGUGUUCUUCAUAAUUACAUCCUCAAACAUUCCUGAGAAACCAUAAUCCGUGAGUGUUCUUCUCAGAUACAUGAUCCCACAGUCCUGAGAACCCAACAGUGACAUCUGUGUCCUCCUCUAUCCUGAGGAACUCAAAGCUGGAGGAACUAAAGUUGUGUGAGUUCUUCAUAAUGUCAUCCUCAAACAUUCCUGAGAAACCAUAAUCCUUGCGUGUUCUUCCCAGAUACAUGAUCCAACAGUCCUGAGAACCCAACAGUGACAUCUGUGUCCUCCUCUAUUCUGAGGAACUUAAAGCUGGAGGAACUAAAGUUGUGUGAGUUCUUCAUAAUGUCAUCCUCAAACAUUCCUGAGAAACCAUAAUCCUUGCGUGUUCUUCCCAGAUACAUGAUCCGACAGUCCUGAGAACCCAACAGUGACAUCUGUGUCCUCCUCUAUCCUGAGGAACUCAAAACUGGGGGAACUAAAGUUGUGUGUGUUCUUCAUAAUUACAUCCUCAAGCUAUCCUAAGAAACCAUAAUCCAUGAGUGUUCUUCCCAGAUACAUGAUCCCACAGUCCUGAGAACCCAUCAGCGACAUAUGUGUCCUCCUCUAUCCUGAGGAACUCAAAGCUGGAGGAGCUAAAGUUGUGUGAGUUCUUCAUAAUGUCAUCCUCAAACAUUCCUGAGAAACCAUAAUCCUUGUGUGUUCUUCCCAGAUACAUGAUCCCACAGUCCUGAGAACCCAACAGUGACAUCUGUGUCCUCCUCUAUCCUGAGGAACUCAAAACUGGGGGAACUAAAGUUGUGUGUGUUCUUCAUAAUUACAUCCUCAAACUAUCCUGAGAAACCAUAAUCCAUGAGUGUUCUUCCCAGAUACAUGAUCCCACAGUCCUGAGAACCCAUCAGCGACAUAUGUGUCCUCCUCUAUCCUGAGGAACUCAAAGCUGGAGGAAAUAAAGUUGUGUGAGUUCUUCAUAAUGUCAUCCUCAAACAUUCCUGAGAAACCAUAAUCCUUGUGUGUUCUUCCCAGAUACAUGAUCCCACAGUCCUGAAAACCCAACAGUGACAUAUGUGUCCUUCUCUAUCCUGAGGAACUCAAAGCUGGAGGAACUAAAGUUGUGUGAGAUCUUCAUAAUGUCAUCCUCAAACAUUCCUGAGAAACCAUAAUCCUUGUGUGUUCUUCCCAGAUACAUGAUCCCACAGUCCUGAAAACCCAACAGUGACAUAUGUGUCCUUCUCUAUCCUGAGGAACUCAAAGCUGGAGGAACUAAAGUUGUGUGAGAUCUUCAUAAUGUCAUCCUCAAACAUUCCUGAGAAACCAUAAUCCUUGUGUGUUCUUCCCAGAUACAUGAUCCCACAGUCCUGAGAACCCACCAGUGACAUAUGUGUCCUCCAUCUUUGCAUCCAGCUCAGAGGAAGAAGCCUCUACACCAUGGCUCCAUGAUCAAGCAGAGCUGAGGAACUGUAAACUCUGGGUGUUCUCCAAAGUUAUAUCGUCUCAGAAUUCUGGGAAAUUGUCACACGGUUCUGAGGAACAACAAGUUCUGUGGAUUCUCCAUAUUGGUGGGAAAUAUUCAGUUCUGGGAUAUCGUCAGCUCUAUGUUUAUUCCUUGUGCACAAACCAUACAGCUAUUCUGAGGGAACCUGCUCCACCCCAUGAGUAUAGUCCAUAUCAACUCCCUUCAUGCAAUUCUGAAGUUUUUUUUUAUCCAUCUUACAUAUCGUAUAUUCUUACAGGAACCUUGGGUUCUCCAUACAUGGAACCUCACAUUGUUUAAGGUUGGACAAUUUCAUGUUUUCAUUUCAUUUCAGUUGCCUGAUCCUGAAACUAAAUCUACCAUCCUUUCUAAUUAUUUCCUGGUAUUUAUAUAGUACUGACACAUUGUGCAGCACUUACAGAGAACAUUAUUCCCAUCAGUCCCUGCCCCAGUGAGCUUACAAUCUAAGGUCCCUAUCCCAUUCCCAUCAGUC